AUGUUCUCUGUGGCUGUACAAGAGCCAGAGUACAUGGAGACACUUCCCAAUACGCAGGAGAUCAGACUUUCCAUUAUGGAGCUCAUCUGUACAUUCACCAGUCAGUCUCAACUUGUAGCUGCCAGCUAUUCGCUAACUACUAUAAACGCGUUUUAUUUUGAAACUCCUUACCGGAAAAUACUUUUUUUGUCGUCGCGAAACAGUUAUCUGCCACUCGGGGGGAGAGACGGAACAGUUAACUCAUAUACAUGUCUAUGGUUAACCCGAGCCAGUGGUGUGGCGUUGGUAUACCACCAGCUAACAAUGAGUGCAGAAGCUAAAAUAGUUAUUAUAGGAUGUGGGAUAUCCGGGAUAUCAGCGGCACACCGACUCGUCAACGCUGGAUUUCGUCAUGUGCGGAUAGUUGAAGCUACUGCAAGAAGCGGAGGGAGAAUAAAAACUGGCAGACUUGGUGAUAACAUUAUUGAGAUAGGGGCCAACUGGAUCCAUGGACCGUCCGAGGAGAACCCAGUGUUUCGCCUUGCCCGUAAGUACGGGUUGCUGGAUCCAGAGGCCCUCACCCCAGAGAACCAGGCCAUGGACGUGGAAGGACAUCCACCCUGGGUUCCCAAUGCCUUCAGCAGCUCAGGUCGGAAGCUGAAUCCUGAGGAUUUCUAUCCUGCUCAGGAGAUGUUUGUUGAGCUGCUGGAUGCCAGUUCAGAAUUUGAGAGUCAAGGAGGAGAACCCUUGGCCUGUGUGGGAGAUUUUAUACGGUCAGAGGCUCAACGACGAACAGCAGAGAAGUGGAAAGAUAUUGACGCAGCCACCAGAUCUCUGCGACUGUCUGUGAUCAGUAACAUGUUGAAGGUGGAGUGCUGUGUUAAUGGGGCUCACAGCAUGGAUGAGGUGGGCCUGGGGGCUUUUGGCCUCUACAAGACUCUACCUGGACUGGACUGCACAUUUCCAGGCGGCUAUGAAGGUCUCAUCAAAAACUUGAUGUCGGAGCUCCCUGGUGGUUUAGUGAGCUACAAUCAACCAGUUCGCUGUGUCCACUGGAACAACACAGAGAAGAGAGAAAACCCUGUGAUGAUCGAGUGUGAGGACGGCGAGACCAUCGCUGCUGAUCAUGUCAUUGUCACCGUACCUCUUGGAUACCUAAAGAAGCACCAUUCAGCCCUGUUCUGUCCUCCUCUCCCUCUACACAAGCUGCACUCUGUCCAGAGACUCGGUUUUGGAACAAACAAUAAAAUAUAUGUGGAGUUUGAUUCACCGUGGUGGGAUGCUGACUGUGAGGUCAUCUACUUCGUGUGGGAAGACGAGGAUGCCAUGGUGGACCAGGUGCCAGAUGUACAGAGAUCCUGGAUAAAGAAGUUGUUUGGCUUCACCGUGCUCAAGCCCACUGAAAGGUAUGGCCAUGUUCUGUGUGGCUGGAUUGCUGGGCAUGAGUCAGAGUACAUGGAGACACUGUCUGAACAAGAGGUCGCACACACAGUCACACAACUCAUCCGCAGAUUUACAGGAAACCCCACCGUCACCCCCAGGAGAGUCCUGCGCUCCCAGUGGUUUCAUGACCCCUGGACAUGUGGGUCAUACAGUCACCCAGCAACCAGCUGCUCAGCGCAGGACAUAGACAACUUGAUGGAGCCCCUGCCUAUGAAGGGAUCACAGUCACAGCCCCUGCAGGUGUUGUUUGCUGGAGAGGCGACUCAUCCCUGCUACUUCUCCACCGUCCACGGAGGUCUCCUCACUGGGUGGAGAGAAGCUGACAGACUGAUCUCUCACUACUCCUCCAUCAGUCCACCUGAGCUGCCAAAGUCAAAGCUUUAAAAGAACGAGGCUGCUUGGACAAAAAGAGAUUUGUCACAUUUAUGAGUUAAUUCUGCACCUUCUUCAAACUAUGACAGCAGAGUUGAUUUGGAGGAUUGUUUGUGGGAGCUGCUGGUAAUUUAAAUUGUUUACUUGAAAAUUUAUGAUGUACCUGAACCCAUGAAGUGUGAUUUUGCUGACCUAAAUGAUAUUUUAAUUAAACGCAUACAGCUAUAAAUACAAAUUACUGAUCAAAUGUUUUUUUUUAUAUAAAAUGAAGGAAUUCACUUUGAUAUUGCACAUGUUAUUAAACUUUUUACAAAUCAGCGUAAUAAUGCAGUUGCAAGAAUUAAUGAUUUAUAACUUCAUUGUCUUGUUUUAAGAGUGACCUAGCAUGUUGCAUUCAACUCCCCACUUUGAUCAUUUCAGUAUUUUUAUGCAUUAUCAGUUAUCAGAUACUGUUGAUAAAAUGUACAUU
Messenger RNA from Centropristis striata (black sea bass), 2263 nucleotides. RefSeq names its product polyamine oxidase (gene paox). Bases 1 to 1806 code for a protein of 601 amino acids. NCBI's taxonomy places the organism in Eukaryota, Metazoa, Chordata, Actinopteri, Perciformes, Serranidae. Gene Ontology annotation, molecular function: polyamine oxidase activity. The record is from RefSeq and is a predicted model, not a curated record. The transcript is spliced from 11 exons.